Molecule: messenger RNA, 994 nt
Organism: Physcomitrium patens
Lineage: Eukaryota; Viridiplantae; Streptophyta; Bryopsida; Funariales; Funariaceae
Product: oleosin G
Biological process (GO): lipid storage
Cellular component (GO): monolayer-surrounded lipid storage body; membrane
Source: RefSeq, a predicted model, not a curated record
CCAUCUCUCUCAAGAAUCUUGACUUUCCCCUGCACCGUUUGUGUUCGUAAACGUCCAACAUAUCUAUCAAAACGCUUCUUUUCCUACCAGCAAGGGCAUACCGUCGAGAGCGAGAGAGCGAGAGAGAGGGAGGGAGAGAGACGUUAAGGUAGCUCUGCAACAUGGACAAUGCUAAGACAAGAGCCAAUGAAUUAUACUACAGGGCGCAAGAGAAUGCGCCACUUAAUCAGCGCCAGGCGCUGGGAUUGGUGACCAUCCUCGUUGCGUUGGGCACUAUCACCUUCAUUGCAGGCCUUACUCUGACUGGCACCACUCUUGGCUUCCUCUUCGCAUCGCCCCUGCUAAUUAUUUUCAGCCCCAUUCUGAUCCCGCUUGCCAUUUUCGCAUUUGUCGCCAUCUCCAGCCUGUUGAGCUUUGGGGGUUUCGCAUCCUUCGUUGUUUGGGUGUACAAGUACUACAAGGGCGCCCACCCCGUCGGCUCCGAUCAGGUUGAUGCUGCACGUUACCGUAUUGCUGAAGGUGCGAAAGAGGUCAGGGACAAGACAUAUGCCGUAGCAGAGGAUGUCCAGGAAUUUGUUUCCCAAAAGACGGACACCAGUGUUGCAGCUUAGACUUAUGAUCCCAGCAGUAGCCACUGCGGAGAAAAGUGGCACAAGCUCCGAUGUUCAUGAUGUUAAUAGUCUUGUGAAUAUCAAUCCUCUUUUUGCUUGUGUGCUUUACGCUUCAGUUUGUAUUGAGGUGUAUGCUUCAAGCUUUUUAAGGACUGCCUGAACCUCGAUGGAUAAGUGCCAAUGAACGUUUCAUAUCUUACACCCCUGGUCUUUAUCAUAUUAUAGAUGUUUCAAACGCAAGUCAUGUGGUUCUGAACAAGAUUUUAUCACAGACUGUUAUUUUCAAGAGUUCAUUUUGUCAUCAUCUAUAGAAGGGAACUCAUUGGUGUUGCAUACAUUUUCAUCUUCUAUAAUUCAAAAAGAGAUUACACUGAUUAUUAUUA